GUUAAAAAUGAACUCGAUUUUUGCAGGUGUUCACAUUUGGUCGUAAUUUAGAGGGUCAGUUGUGUUCGGGGAACACACUGCCACAGAACAUCCCUGUCCCAGUCAGACACCACCACACAACACCCACUAUGGUGACCUCCAGUGAGCUGUGUUCGAUAGUCACGACAGCAGACAACUCAUUCCUCAUCUGGGGCUCUCGACCUGUCAUCAAAUCUCCACUGACAGAAAUACUCGAGCAGAGCUUCACAUCAACAAAGACACCACUCUCUCCACACAGGUCUACCAGUGGAGACAAUCCCGAGACUGUGUUCAUCGAUGACUCAAACUCAGGCCCAGGGACCCCAAACACGAAACGUGUUCCCUCACUAGCUCCAAAAUCCGACCCCUCGCCUUCCAAAGUUUCAGACCCCUCACUGAAUAACGCCCCCUCAUCAUCAUCAGCAGAGGGAGGGUCCCUUGAAAAUAGGAAGAAGUCGUCAAACGACCUUGUUACAAAGGGUUCACCCCAAAGAACGACAUCACGAGAUUCAAUUGGAUCCCUGCCAAAGAUGAUUUGGAACAGCAGUCGAAAUCCAAGUUUUGACUUUACAGAUGUUCCACAUAACCUUGUGGCUUGCUCUGAGUGUGAACAUUAUCAUGGGACGCUGAAUGAGGUGCUCGCAGUGAUACUGGACACAUCCCUGACUGCUGGACCCAGGUAGUAUCCAGCCAGAACCGCAGGGUCACCAGUAGCUCCAGUAUCCACACUAUUAGCAGCGGGAGAGAAGGCUCCAUCAUCAUGCAACCUACCUCCAUGGACCUAGUGGGAAGAUCAGGGAUUCUGAACUUGCUGUCAGUGGAAGGAAUAACUGAGGCUAAAUUAGAGGGGCUCAGUUGCUAUGGGAGCAACGUCCUGGUCCUCAUCCAGGCCCAGGUUGUCAUGGGAACCAGAGGAGAGGGGGAGAGGGGGGAGGGAAAGAAAGGAGUGGAGAACUCAUCGAGAGAGCUUCCCACCUUCAAGAUUGGGAGACGAAUAACUCAGAGAGCACAGUUGAGGAGGGUAUCUCCAUUCCAACCUCCACCCUCCCUCCACUCCUCCCUCCCACCUCCCCUCCAUCCCCCCAUCUUCCUCCCUGCUCGCCCUCCCAAUGUUAACCCUGCGGAAUCCACUGCUGGCGAUUCAAUGGUAGAGACGUGGAUCAGGGAAGUUUAUGAAGAGGCAAAGAGAGAGAAUGAGAGAGACGGGACUCACCAAGAUGGCGUAAAACAGACUGGGACGAAUGAGGCUCCUGAAAACGCCGCCAAGAAUACUCAAACAAGAAAUGAAGCAUGGAGAAACAGUCCGCGGAUAAAGAGCGCUUCUCAAACACUUCUCGAGAGUGGAGCUGGAAGGGUUAAACAAGAAAUCACGGGGGUUAUAUCCCCCAAUCAAGACACAAUAAAGACCCAGAAAAGGUCCUUCACAAGCCACAAAGAACAUUUCUACCAGCGCACAAAAUAAACUGCACCAGGAGAGUAAAGCUGAACCUAACCAGUCUCAUAGACAGCCUCAGAGACAACUGACACCUAAACUAAUUCAACCAGCUGCUUCCACUAGCAGCAUCACUGGAGGAGAGAGAAAGAACCCGUUGAAUGUGAAACGUGUGUCUAGCAGUGGCGAUGUGACCAGAGAGGCAAGACAUGGCCUGCGUGCCAGCACAGCUGCUCCUGGGAGGGGGGCCGGGGGGCUGGGGGGUCCGAAAAUUCAUUCAGGUGUUCCUGGGUCGAGAAGAUUAGGUAAUGCAGGGGGCAGAGGGAAAGGGGGAGUAGAGGAAGGGGGGAAGCCGAAAGAGCAAAGACCAUCUCUCCCAACAGGUGAUAAAAUCAGACUUCCGUCAGCGAGAGGAGAGAAGGGUUUACCGACCCUGCCACCAGAGGUCAGUAGUGGUGGUAGGCCAGGGGUUAAUCGUCAGGGAAACGCAGAUGACAAGCCAUCGCCGGGGAGCCCUAAGACCAAACCAUCAGGAAAGCACCGCUCCCUCGUGGAAUCCUCGCCAUAUGCUGAGCCGGUACCACGGAUUGCUCGUCCAGGUUCCAAGCAACCUGCUCAGGCCAAAUCUCGCUCUCCUUCCAAUGUCAAGAAUAUCAGUGUCUCUGAAAGAAAUCUGCACAGAAAAGCUCAGAGCAAGGAAGUUGAGGAGGAGGUGGGGCCAGCGGUAGAGCAGCAGCUGAAGGAGUCUCAUGAGAGAGAGCAGGAGAUGAAUGCUCACAUACAGAGACUGGAAUCACAACUCGAGAGGCAACAGACUCAGAUUGAGUCCAAUGAGAAUGCCAUGAAAGAGUUGAACCAGAGACUGCUGGGGAUACAGCAGGAGAGAUCUUCAACAGCUGGCAGACAACAGAGACGACGCAGUGCACAACUGUUGGGGUCAUCUCAAGUAAGCCCCAGUAGUGGUUCCACAGACGAGGAUGGAGAGAUCAAACGAGGCAGAAGUCGCUUCUGUUCUGUCAUGUGAUCAGCCUUCAAUAAUAUCAUGUCAUCCUCAAUUUUCUAAAUUUUUCAUCUUCCAUUGAAUAUUGUGCACACAAAUAAUUAUAAGGACAGUAUACAAAAUAAAACUUAAAACUUUUUCUGUUGUUCUAACCAAUUCGCCAGUUCCUCUUCGUUUACGUCGUAAUCAGCCAUUGCUCUAUCUAGAGCCCACCACUUGCCCCAGAAGCCAACAUCCACCACACGUCUCCAUCUGUCCCACCACCUCUUUCGUACAUACUUGCAAGUCAUGUGAUAAUUGUGACACACAGGGGUACCAUCUCUCUCCAUCAUCACCCCAAAGAACCCAAAAUUCUUGUAUUCCAGUUCUUGAACGGAGAGUUUUGCGACUAUAUUCUCGAGGUACUUGGCGGUCUCUUUGUUCCUGACUGACUGGCUGCAGAGAUGGAAUUCGUUGCAGUGCUCCAGUAAGCGGUCCGUAUAGCUAUCGGCGUCGGGUUUAGUCCUCCACGUGACCAGGAAAGAGCUCCCCACGAGAGCAUAAACGAGGGAUUUUAUCGGCUUGGUUUUGACCCCUUGGUACACGUCUUUUGUCACUUCAACGUAAUCCAUAGCUAUGACACGUAACGGCUGGCCCCAUUUAUCUAUCUUUCCUCCGCCUCCUCUCGUAGCAACCGCCAGAAGGCCGCCAAAUCUGCCCGCCAUGAGAGGAACCAAGCAGCUCACCUUUGAACCAUUACACGUGUGUGGUGCGCAGUAAAUGGGGAAGAGGCGCAGCUGGGUAUGGCGGGAAAGUUGAGACUGCACCUGAUCGUGGCUGUAGCUCAAAACCAGGGGAUCGGCUACGAGGGAACUCUCCCGUGGCCUAGAAUAGGGACUGACAUGAAAUUUAUGGCAAAAAAGACGACAGAUACCAUGGAUAGCACCAAGCAGAAUGCAGUGGUAAUGGGCAGGAAGACAUGGGAGUCUAUUCCAGCGAAGAACAGACCUCUCAAGAACAGAUUCAACAUUGUCCUUUCUACCAAGCCCAGCUCUGAGAUACCUGGAGCACACAUGGUGUGUCCCUCACUGUCUGUUGCCAUUAGCAACCUUGAAACUCCGCCCCUCUCUGAUGAUAUUGAGACUGUCUUUGCUUUUGGAGGAUCUUCUGUUUACUCUGAGGUAUUAGGCAGAUCUCUGUGUGACAGGAUCUACACGACUGAAAUACUGGCAGUGUUCCCUGCAGACGUCUUCUUCCCCAAAAUUGAUACCACUGUAUUCAGUGAGAUAGAAGAUCCAAGUGUCCCUAAAGGAAUUCUGGAAGAAAAUGGAGUGAAGUUCAGGUUCAAGGUGUACGAGAGAACGGCUGUGUCAUAUAAUAUUCUUAUUGUGGCGGAAUAAUGUGCUGUCGUCAUGGAUUGUCACGAGAUGCACACACGUACGUGUAUUCAUAUCGUACACACGUAGCAUGACGUUCUGCGACUCGACCAAAAAUAGUGCUGGCGUGUGCCCAGUGACGCGUGUGGGGGUCACUAAUGGAGGCUGGCGACAAGCCAAGAAGGCUAAGUAUUCGUACAGUAGUAGCUAUGGACGGAGAGAUGGGGAUUGGCUACAGAGGCGGGAUGCCGUGGCCCUUCAUGAAAAAAGACUACGAAUUCUUGCAGAGAAUCACCACAGAAACGAAGACGCAAGGUCUGCAGAAUGCAGUGAUAUUCGGCCAAAGGACUUGGGAGUUUCUCAUCAGAGAGGAGGGAAGGAAAUAUGCCAACAGAUUCAAUGUAGUCCUCACCAGCAAACCACCUGGUGAUAUUCCACCAGGAGCAGACCUGGUGUGCACCUCCCUACAGGGAGCUCUGGACAGACUCCAGACUCCUCCCCUCUCUCACCACAUACAACAGGAGGCAAUGCGACACGAGAUGUGUGAUCGACUGUAUGUAACUGUGCUGGACGGAGUAUUCCCUGCCGAUAUUUAUCACCCUCACAUUGACCACACCCUCUUCACAUCUAUUACGUGA
Geodia barretti is the source of this 4443-nucleotide messenger RNA. The record is from the annotation of a GenBank genome assembly. Lineage: Eukaryota; Metazoa; Porifera; Demospongiae; Tetractinellida; Geodiidae.